Molecule: messenger RNA, 1902 nt
Organism: Elgaria multicarinata webbii
Lineage: Eukaryota; Metazoa; Chordata; Lepidosauria; Squamata; Anguidae
Gene: MAPT
Product: microtubule associated protein tau
Exons: 13
Coding region: 31-1395 (454 amino acids)
Biological process (GO): neuron projection development; microtubule cytoskeleton organization
Cellular component (GO): neuron projection
Molecular function (GO): microtubule binding
Source: RefSeq, a predicted model, not a curated record
AGCUACUGCAAGUCUAAACCUCAGCAGGAGAUGACUAUCUCUGUCAGCUCAACAGAUAGUCUUUGUGACAGGAUGGCUGACCAGCAUCAGGACUUCAAUAUGACAGAUGACCAUUUGGUGAGCCAAGCUAGGUGGAACCAGACAGGCUCUCCCCUCCAUAUACCACUUGAUGAUGGAUCCGAUGAACCAGGAUCUGAGGCUUCUGAUGCUAAGAGUACCCCAACUGUGGAAGAUUCAUCUGUUCCAUUAGUGGAGGAGCGAGCACAUGAGAAUUGGACUGCAGCUCGGCAACGUGCAGAGAUACCCGAAGGAACUCCAGCUGAGGAAGCAGGCAUAGUCUCUACUCCUAACCAUGAGGACCAUGCUGCAGGAGAUGCUCAAGCUCGUAUUGACAACAAAGAUAAAAAUGAGACUGGGACUGAAGAGCCAAAACCAAAGGGUCCGGAUAUGAAAAGUGCAACAAAGAUAGCUGCUCCGCGCCCUGCUGUGGCACAGAACCAGAAGAGCCCAGCUAGUGUUUCUCGGAUCCCUGCCAAAACCCCCACCAUUCCCAAGACACCACCCAGCCUUGCUGCUAAGAAGGAGCAGAGGCGACCCCCUACCACAGCAGCAAAAUCUGAGAGAGGUGAACCUGUUAAGUCUGGAGACAGAAGUGGCUACAGCAGCCCCGGCUCUCCAGGAACCCCUGGCAGUCGCUCCCGCACACCCUCCCUGCCUACUCCACCAAACAGAGAACCCAAGAAAGUGGCAGUGGUUCGCACCCCGCCCAAAUCCCCUUCUUCUGCCAAGAGCCGUUUGCAGACAGCUCCUGUCCCCAUGCCAGACCUGAAGAAUAUCAAGUCUAAGAUUGGCUCUACUGAAAAUUUGAAGCAUCAGCCAGGGGGUGGAAAGGUGCAGGUGGUUAAUAAGAAGCUGUACUUUAGCCAUGUCCAAUCCAGGUGUGGAUCAAAGGAUAAUAUCAAACACAGCCCAGGAGGAGGCAGUGUACAAAUUGUUUACAAGCCAGUGGAUCUCAGCCAUGUAACAUCCAAAUGUGGGUCUUUGGACAAUAUUCAUCAUAAACCAGGUGGUGGGCUGGUGGAGGUGAAAUCUGAGAAACUGGACUUCAAAGAUAAAGUGCAAUCGAAAAUUGGCUCAUUAGAUAACAUUACUCAUACCCCUGGAGGAGGAAAUAAAAAGAUUGAGAGUCACAAGUUGACCUUUCGUGAGAACGCCAAAGCCAAGACUGACCAUGGAGCUGAAAUUGUCUAUAAAUCGCCCACUGUUUCCGGAGAUACCUCUCCACGUCGCCUUAGCAACGUCUCCUCCACUGGAAGCAUCAACAUGGUGGACUCCCCACAGCUUGCCACAUUGGCUGAUGAAGUUUCUGCUUCCUUGGCCAAGCAAGGCUUGUGAUUGUGUUUAAGUGGGUGGAGAGAAUAAGAAGAGACAAAUCCACUCUGGCCUUUCUUCCCUUCUUUUUUUUACAUCUGCAUCCCCUGCCAUUCCUUUUUUUUUCUAUUAAUGGGAUAACUGUUUUAACCUGUUCCCCCAUUAUCAUUUAUUCAUUUAUCUCUGGUCUCAGGAUUUAAAAUUAUUAACAACUUAGAAACACCUGGUUUCCAAUUAUCUCCAUCUCCUAAAAAAAGGUCAUCAGUUCUCAGGCAAAAUUAUAUUGCUUUAGAUUUCCACCUUGAGAAAGAGGGGUGUGGUGUUUGCUGCUCCACUUGUGUAGUAGCUGGUCAAGUUUGUCCCCAUGAAGAUAGAAAAGAACCUCUCACAUUGAUGGUUUAGCAAUCUUCCUAAUCAACCCCUGUUGUUUUCCUGCUAUGUUGCAGACAUUUGUGUUAGUGUAGGUCUGGAGAAGACUUCAAAUGUACACACACACACACAUACACACACACACACACACACACUUUUCAG